GCGGGACUGUCCCCGGGACAACCGCGGGGACAACCGCGGGCACAACGGCGGGGACUGUCCCGGGGAGCCUCGGGGACAACCGCCGGUCUCACCGGGCGGUCCCGGGGACAACGGCCGGCAGCUGACGCUGCGCCAUGACCGUGCAACGCCCGUCGUGGCCGCCGCUGUACUUCCCGCACUUCCACGGCUCCGAGGCGCUGCCGCGGGCGGCCGGCGGCGCCUGGGCCCCGCUGGCCGCGCUGUGCUGGCCGUGGCAGCCGCUGCCGGCCGCGGCCGGGCCGCCCCGCUACGCCGCGCUGCCCGCCCCCGUGGUGCCGGAGCCGCCGCGCCUCUGCUGCCCGCCGGGAGCGCCGCGGGCCGGGGAGCCGGCACGGCGGCCCCCGGGGCUGGCCCAGCUGCAGCUGCAGGAGGAGAUGUGCGAGCUGGGCAUCCGCCUCAAGGAGCUGGAGCUGGCGGCGCUCAUCGGCGACGGCUUCGACGCCAGGCAGUAUAAAAUUCUGAAGGCACUGGAAGAAAAGAAGAUACAAAGCAUGAAAGCAAUGCAGAACCUGAAGUAAUGUCUGCCAGCAUACUGAGGAUUAUUUCAGCUGGAUAUUUUGCCACUAUCACUGUGGAGUGUUUUAAUGGUUCUUCAAUAUUAGGUUUUUACUCACUAUGUGCUGUUCUCCUGCCACAUUAAAAAUAUAGCAUAUUGUUAACUUCUUUUCUGUAUUAUUUUUCUGGUAGGAGUUACUGAUAACACUACUGUGUGUUUUAACUUUUUUUUUUCUCCAAUUACUUUAUGCAGGAAGUAUAUAAUAUCUUCUUCAAAAACACUAGGAAGUUAAUACUGUUUUUGUCAGGAUUCCCAGCAGUCCAUAUCUGUAGCUGGGAAACACAGAAAUGGCAAUGUAAAAUAUGGUUGGGUUUUAUUUUGUUUUAGUUCUAAGUAUAUUAAGUGCAAUUUUGAGUAAAUAGGUAUGGCCAGAAGUCCUAAGCCUCUAAACCAGCUUAAAAAAAAUUACUUUCAUGGUAGCAUAAAAAUCUUUGUUACAAUCAUGGUGUAUUCCUUUAUAGUCUUUAGUGUACCACAAAAUCACAGAAGUUGUGGCUUGAGUUGAUUUUUAGCAGGGCAGUCACAUGACAUUGACUGUCAAGUGAAUUUUACUGUAAUUUUAGUAAUAACAGUGCGUAGGCUAAAGCCCGUGGCAGUUUUUGGAGUGACGACAUCCUGAUGUUUGGAAGACACGUCCUUUCAUGAGUAAAAAUGGGCAGGGGCAGGGACGGCAGAUUGAAGAUCUGGACAACAUUUAGCACUCAAAAAUAAUGCCACACCUUAAUUAAACACCACAAAGUAGUAUAUAGGCUCAUCAGACUGAUUAAAAAAACUAAUUACUUUUUCCUAUUCUGUUUCCAGAGCAGUAGGUGGCAGCACGAAAUAAUAAAGUUACCCACUCUGAAGCUGCACUAUUUUGGCAAAGAGCUUUAUUUUUAAGAGUAAUAUUUUAAUCUCUGUUUCUCUAAACUGUGUUCAAAUUGCUCAGCUGUGAAAUGUUUUAACACAAUACGAUAACAAAAUUUUAUUUCCUCUUACUGCU
Molecule: messenger RNA, 1577 nt
Organism: Prinia subflava (tawny-flanked prinia)
Lineage: Eukaryota; Metazoa; Chordata; Aves; Passeriformes; Cisticolidae
Gene: C5H11orf91
Product: chromosome 5 C11orf91 homolog
Exons: 2
Coding region: 135-557 (140 amino acids)
Source: RefSeq, a predicted model, not a curated record